AUGUCUCUCCACGAUAAACUCAGUAUCGAUGGUCACGUCUUCAAAAUCCCCACCGACCCUGUCGAGCGCUUUCGUUUCAUCCGUGAUCAAGCAGUUUCCUCCUACCAUGCUAUGACAGGCGGCGCACCGACUGCACGAGACCUGGCAUUCUUCUUUGGUGCUCCUUCUGCGGAGUCUUCUACCGAGGCCGGCACCGUGGAGUUGGUCGAUACAGAGGCGGCUACUACAAAGGCGGACACUACAGAAGCGGCCGCUGUGGAGGUCACCAUUACGAAGGUUCCUACUGCGAAGGUCACCGGUGCAGGGGGUACUAGUACCCAGGAUAAGGAAAUUGGAAUUUCAUCAUAUGGUCGGAAACGCAGUUAUGCUAUCUUGGAGGAAGACGAGGUCAGGGGUGGGAAGGAUAAGGGUAAUGACGAAGAGAACCAGGAUGAAGAGGAGGUGGACGUGCACGAGGACGAGGAGGUGGAUGAGGACGAGGACGUGAACGGGGAGGAGGACAUGGGCGUGGACGUGGAUGAGAAGGAGGAGGAGGAGAACAAGAAACAGAAUGGUCACGACGGCAACAAGAAGGCUCGCUCAGAAAUCAGCUUUGUAUGGCCAAAGCCUGAGGAGGUUGUUGCGCGCAGGAAGCUGUUGGUGGCCUUUGAGAAUAGGGCUAUGUUUGUGGGAACUUUCAGCACCUUCGACGACGCUCUGAGGAAGACUGGAAUGUCCUACAGAUGGCUACAAACAAAAUACAUAGAAAGGCUAAUCAUGAUUGAGGGCCGCUGGGCUAAGGUUUUGGUGAUGAAAGGGAGGGGUCGCUGCAGGGCCUGCAUUGAUUACAAUGCUGUGUGGGGUAACAUCGAGUGUAAGGUACUUGUGAGGCAUCCCAGCAACGCCCUCCAUACUGACAAGUGUGGGCAUUGUCUGAAAGUUGAUAAACCUUGCCCUUUUGAGAAAUUGUUGAAAUAA
Messenger RNA from Morchella sextelata, 957 nucleotides. RefSeq lists its product as uncharacterized. Lineage: Eukaryota; Fungi; Ascomycota; Pezizomycetes; Pezizales; Morchellaceae. The record is from RefSeq and is a predicted model, not a curated record. The transcript has a single exon. The coding region runs from base 1 to 957 and encodes 318 amino acids.